This is a messenger RNA of Penicillium chermesinum, 750 nucleotides long. Its product is annotated as PRP38 family protein. Gene Ontology annotation, cellular component: precatalytic spliceosome. The coding region runs from base 1 to 750 and encodes 249 amino acids. The transcript has a single exon. NCBI's taxonomy places the organism in Eukaryota, Fungi, Ascomycota, Eurotiomycetes, Eurotiales, Aspergillaceae. The record is from RefSeq and is a predicted model, not a curated record.
AUGACGCACCGUGCUGACGCCAGCGCCUUCUUAGACAAUCGCGGGUAUACUGGGCCUCUGGUCCGAGGCGUCAACCCGAUUACGCUUUUCGAGACCGCAGUCCGCGACCGAAUCACCGAUUCAUACUACUGGAAGGAACAAUGUUUCGGUUUGAACGCGGCAACUCUGUGCGACCGCGCAGUUGAACUCACAUUCGUCGGUGGUACCUAUGGUGUAUCGGAGAAGCCUUCGCCAUUUAUCUGCCUAGCCUUCAAGCUCUUGCAGCUCCACCCGGAACGAGACGUGAUCCUCGAGUACCUCAACUACAGCGACCCAGGUAGUGACGUCGAGGACGAAGAGCAGGUGGAGAGAGAGGUGCUGCAAGCCCGUGGCGAUUUCAAAUAUCUACGGGCACUUGCUGCCUUCUAUGUACGGCUUACCUUUGAUGCGGUGGAUGUUUACAAGACGCUUGAGCCGCUCCUGCUCGACUAUCGCAAACUGAAACGCCGAAUCCGCGAUUCUUUUACCCUUACCUACAUGGACCAAUUUAUCGACGAUCUUCUGACCAAGGACCGUGUCUGCGGAACGAGCUUGUGGAAGCUACCUCCUCGCUCACAAUUGGAGGACUUGGAUCUGCUGGAUGAGCGGAUCAGUCCUUUGGCAGAUGAGUUGGAGGAGCUGGAUCGAGAGAGUGAAGACGAGAAACAUUCAGAGAGCGGCCAUAGUGACGGUUGGGCCUCAGAGCCGAAAUCUGCCGAUGCGGACAGCUGA